Messenger RNA from Colletotrichum navitas, 1019 nucleotides. RefSeq lists its product as uncharacterized. The record is from RefSeq and is a predicted model, not a curated record. The coding region runs from base 244 to 831 and encodes 195 amino acids. Lineage: Eukaryota; Fungi; Ascomycota; Sordariomycetes; Glomerellales; Glomerellaceae. The transcript has a single exon.
AACCUACGAGCCGAGUCUGCUGUGCUGGUGAUGUAGGCGACUUGGCUGCUCUCAUCUGAUCCGGAUCCGAGGCAGAGAACCCCAGGCACCCGUGUCCAAUUUGAGCCCUGAUUCGUCGGUAGCACCUAGCUGAACUCAGCUUUUACGACAACAUAUCCGGCCAGAUUUGGUAAGCUUAGAUUAAGGGAUUGGAGAGCGGCAUCGACGCUGAUCAGAGCUGCCUCGUUUCCCACCCGAGGUUGAAUGCGCCUCAGCGUGGACAGCCAAGACCAAUCCUAUCCAGAGACAGACCAUAGACCAGGUCAAACGCAGCAGCCGUCUCAUGGACGGUGUUUCCGCGCGUAUUCGCAAGGCCAGGCACGACCCAGUCUGCGGAUCUUGACGUGGCCUCCCCUCAGCAGCUCUGCAAGUAGCCGAGUUCAACUCCGUCCAGGUCGGCAAGCGACACAUCCGCUGAGUAUUGGCCAACGACACACCGCGUGGGGGAGAUGGAGCUGUUAUCUCCGCCUUCGCCGAGACGGCGAAAUGGAGCGGAGAGAGGCAUUCCGCUUCUGGCAUGAAGACCGUGGUGACGCGAGACACGACGCCUGCCGUCACGAGAAUUCUGCGAACCCGGAAAUGCAGGCAGCCAGGCAGCUAGGCAUCGUGGCCGCCACCUCGCACUGCAAAGGCCCAAGGCACAUCAGCAGGCUCGGGCAAUCGCCUCACUUUCCUCCCUCCGGGCAAGCCCUUCCUCUCAUACCUGUCGAAGCACACCGUCAUUUCUUCAGUCUGCUAAAGCUUUGGCACGGAUCGACAGGUCCCCCCCUUCCUCGUUCCUCCCCCAACUAAAUAGGUGCUUGUUGCAGGAGGGGAAAAAAUCCAAAGACGGCAGGGACGAUUGGCACAAGCUGCCGAUGAUCCCGUCUCCUGUUCAGACGCCUCGGAGGAUAACCUCGAGGAUGGGAUUUACUGGGCCAGAGGCGAAGAGCCCGAGGCCUUCUGCUUGAUGGAAGCAUUGCCAACCUGUCGGCAGUGUU